Molecule: messenger RNA, 1160 nt
Organism: Branchiostoma belcheri (Belcher's lancelet)
Lineage: Eukaryota; Metazoa; Chordata; Leptocardii; Amphioxiformes; Branchiostomatidae
Exons: 7
Coding region: 171-623 (150 amino acids)
Source: RefSeq, a predicted model, not a curated record
UGAGACUAAUUGGUGUAUACGUAAUUACCCCUCAAGCCCCUCCGUCCCACUCUGAGUUGGAAUUCUUACCAGUUUGGUCACGUUACGGCUUUGCUUACGUUUACGGCUGCAAAGGUUCUUCAAGUUUCUUCUUUUGCGUCGCAACAGGCAGACAACAGGCUUCCUUCACGAUGGCAAACCAAGAAGGCAAAACCGGUUCUCCGCAGAAAACCGUGUCCUACAAGACCGAGCAGUCCACCAAACCAGGUGGUCUGUGUCGUCUGCGACUGCCGCUCCUUGUGUUGGCGGUGCUGCUGACUGCUGGGGUCGCCCGCGGUCAGGCCAUGGGUGAGUUUAAAGGAGAUGACGAGAAGGUGGCAGUGAAGGCUCCUGGUCACAACAUUUGCUACAUUGUCGAUAAAUCACCAGUCGUCGGUCACAGGUUCGUGAUUGCCGUGGAUGAGAGCCGCAGCGCCCGGCCGGACCUGGGCGAGGAGUUAGCGGCGUUCUGCGGGGACCUGGAGCCGCGCUGGGCCACCGCCGAUCUGCCUGGGGAGGGGGGCGGUUCUGCCAACGAUGUCAUGGUGCAGAUUCACCAUAAAAUAUUCCCUAUCGGAAGCAGUGAGGAAGAAGAAGAAGAGUAGCUCGGAGUGACGUCGUCUCCCAGUUGCUCGACGCUGUCAUGACAUCAGCCGACGUCAGUGUGCGAUUUAUGGGCAAUAAAAAUGAUAUAAUAAACUUUAGAAUUACACAACAUAUCAUACAAGGCACAGUGUAUGACAUCAUUUGCUAUGUGUCGAACAUACUAAUCUAUCUACCUUACAAAAGACAGUGUAGUAUGGGAUGAGAAUGUGCUUUCAGUUUUACAAUUAAGGUGGAGUUUCUAGGCUUUAGACAUUUCUUUAAAAUAUUGUUCUAUAUGUACAUGGGUUAUCAUACGUCAAUUUGUACUGGGAUUUGCUAUUUGUAUCCGCUGAGAAAAUCAGUAUAGUACAUGAUAAACUGGUAUAAUGACUUAGACAUACAUGUACUUAGUAUCAGAACUCUCUCAGUUGUUCCUUAAAAUUUUGUUUUAGGGAGACAUGGACAACUUAUAGUUAGAAUAAGUUCGGCAUAUUGAUAUUCUGUUACUUGAACGUUUUGUCUGGAGUGUACACAAUAAACUUUCCCAUUUCAGGCCA